Molecule: messenger RNA, 1938 nt
Organism: Canariomyces notabilis
Lineage: Eukaryota; Fungi; Ascomycota; Sordariomycetes; Sordariales; Chaetomiaceae
Product: acetyl-CoA synthetase-like protein
Exons: 2
Coding region: 1-1938 (645 amino acids)
Biological process (GO): secondary metabolic process
Molecular function (GO): CoA-ligase activity
Source: RefSeq, a predicted model, not a curated record
AUGACCUCCAACAGCAACAGACCUGCGGCCUACUCAGGUUCGCCGCCGGGCAGCGUCCCGCUCAAUAACGCUUUUGCAUUCGCCUUCAGUCAGCCGUUCCAUAGCACAAACGAUUUCACGCCGCCAGAGCAGAUCGUUCCGAGGAUUGAGGCGACGAGGCCGAUUUUCGUAGACCACAAGACAGACCGGACACUCACCUUUGGCCAAACCUCCAAGGAUGCGCUGGCAGUUGCCGCGGGGCUCUUGCGCCUGGGCCUAAAUCCCCAGGACAUCACCACACUCCCGCCAACACCAUCCUGUCCGCAAGGGCCCGAAAUCGCCCCAAUUGUCUUGAUCCAACUACCCAACUGCCUCCCGUUUGCCCCUGUCCUCCUGGGCACCUUUGCCGCGGGCUUGACAGCCACUCUUGCCUCACCGGCCCUGACGAGCGCCGAGAUCGCGUGGAUCCUGCAGAAUGCCCGCCCGCGCGUCAUCAUCACGGCCAAGGCCUGCCUCGGCGCUAUGAAGGAGGCGCUGCUGAAGCAGGAGGACCGCGCGUAUUUCUCCUCCAUCCCCAUCUUCACCGUCGACGUGGCCACAGACACCUAUCCAGAGCCGCAACCACCCAAGCCCCCGUCGGCUUCCGAGCAGGACUGGAAAUCCCUUCUGCUCACGACCGGCAGCACCAAACGGGUAAACCCGGCAACCAUCUUCCCGGCAUCCUCCUCAGCCCGCCGCACCGCGGUAAUCCUCUGGUCGUCGGGCACGUCUGGGCGGUCCAAGGGCGUGCUCCUCUCGCACCACGCGCUCAACUUUGCCAGCGCCUCGCUGUGGCACGACGCAGACUACUACCUGCGUACCCCGCAGAAAUGGCUCGGCUAUGUGCCCUUCUACCACGUCUUUGGCCUGUGCAACGUGUUUUUGCUCGCCCUGGCCGCGGGCGCCACCGCCUACAUCAUGCCCUCGUUCCAUCUCGAAACCGUCUGCGCCGCCAUUCGUGAUAGGAGGGUCACCUACAUGCACAUGGCGCCCCCUGUCGCUGUCAUGCUUGCUAAAGCUGCUGUUGUCGAGCCCUAUGCGAAGGAGGGCGGGUUUAAGACCGUUGUUGGGGCUGUGACUGGUGGUGCGCCGCUCGGUCAUGAGGUGGUUGAGGAGGUGUACAAGCGGUGCGGGUUCCGGGUGAGGUUGGGGUACGGCCUCAGCGAGACAUGCAGUACCGCGCUUCAGAGGGGGCUGGGCGAGAAGGAGAUGCGAGAGGGCGCGGGCGAUACGGGCCUGCCGCAUUGGGGCGUCGAGCUCAUGAUUGCCGAUCCCGAGGGUGGGGGGUAUGCGAGGAGAAAAGGGGAGACGACGAGGCCUGCCGCGGUGGAUGUCGAAGGGGAGGUGCUGAUACGCGCCCCGGGGCUCAUGUCGGCGUAUCUGCCCGUCGGGGUGUUUACGGGCGGCAGCGGCGGCAAGCCGGACAUGUCGGUCACCGAGGACGCGCUGACGGCGGACGGCUGGUUCCGCACGGGCGACGUGGGCGCCCUGAGCGCCGACGGCAGGCUGCGCAUCACGGACCGGCUUAAGGAGCUCAUCAAGGUGCGCGCGUACCAGGUGGCCCCCGCCGAGCUCGAGGCCGUGCUGUGCAGCAGCGACAUGGUGGCCGACGCGGGCGUCAUUGGCGUCUACGACAAGAGCGAGGCUACCGAGUGGCCCCGUGCCUUUGUGGUGCCGCGUGCGGGGAGGCAAAACAUGUCGAGGGCGGACCUGGAGAGGCUUGCGGCCCAGCUCAAGACGCUGGUUGAGAAGCGCACGGCAAAGUAUAAGUGGCUGAUGGGCGGCAUCGUUUUUGUCGACCAGAUCCCCAAGAGCCCGAGCGGAAAGAUACUGAGGAGGGUCCUGAAGAACGGCGGGCCUGAGACUAAAGGUGUUGAGUUCAAGCUCUAUCAGAAGAAGAAGCGGGAUGUCAAGUUGUGA